GGAAGGAAAAGAAGAAGAAGUGAAGAAGAAAGUGCGAAAAUUAAGGAGAACGCUCCAAGGAGCUCCAAAGAGAUAAUGGACAGGCGGCUCCAUGGACGCGGACGCGGAUGGUGUACGCAGGCAGGAGUUGCGGCUCCCCUGCUGCUCCUCUUUCUGAUGUCUGCCAUGGAAUCCGGCUGCCAGGCGGGGGACACCAAGCUGGGGCCCACGCUAGAGCUACUAGCGCCCCGAGGGCGUAGCUACGCCACCACCUACGAACAGUACGCGGCCUUUCCGAGGCGACGCAGCUCAUCGCCGGCGGGCGAGAUGCAAUCCCGUGCAGUGGACACCAGCGCCGACUUCGAGGUGCUCGAGGGUCAGCCGCGUGGCACCCUGGUGGGCUUUAUACCCACCAAGCCGAAGUUCACGUAUAGAUUCAAUGAGCCGCCGCGCGAGUUCUCGCUGGACCCCGUCACGGGGGAGGUGAAAACGAAUCUGGUGCUCGACCGCGAGGGCAUGCGCGACCACUACGACCUUGUGGUGCUCUCCUCACAGCCGACGUACCCCAUAGAGGUGCGCAUCAAGGUGCUGGACAUCAACGACAAUGCGCCAGAGUUUCCGGAGCCCAGCAUUGCGGUGUCCUUCUCCGAGAGCGCCGUGUCGGGCACGCGUCUGCUGCUGGAUGCAGCCACCGAUGCGGACACCGGGGAGAAUGGGGUGACCGAUCAGUACGAGAUUGUGGCAGGCAACGUGGACCACAAGUUCCGGCUGGCCACCACCACGAAUCCCAGCGGGGACACAUCCUACCUGCACCUGGAGACGACGGGCAAUCUGGACCGCGAGUCGCGUGGCAGCUACCAGCUGAACAUAUCGGCACGUGACGGCGGCUCCCCGCCACGCCUGGGCUACCUGCAGGUGAAUGUCACCAUUCUGGACGUGAACGACAAUCCGCCCAUCUUCGAUCACAGCGACUACAACGUGUCGCUGAAUGAGACGGCUGUGGCCGGCACCCCAGUGGUCACGGUCAUGGCCUCGGACAACGAUCUGGGCGACAACAGCAAGUUGACGUAUUACCUGGCCGAAACGGAGCACCAGUUCACAGUGGAUCCCGAGACGGGUGUCAUCUCCACCACGGAGCGCGUCAAUUGCCCGCAGCAGACGCAGCCGAAUGCUCGCGGCGGUGGCCAGAAGAGCUGCGUGUUCACGGUGUUUGCGCGGGAUCACGGCUCGCCGCGACAGGACGGACGCACCUAUGUGACGGUGAAUCUGCUGGACACCAACGAUCACGAUCCCAUCAUACGGUUCCAGUACUUUCCGCCCACAGGCAGCGUGGCCACCGUCGAUGAGAAUGCGGUGAACGGCACCGUGGUGGCUGCCGUGUCUGUGAUUGACUCGGACGACGGCCUCAACGGCGAGACCACCACGCGGAUCGUGUCUGGCAAUGAGCUGGGCCACUUCCGACUGGAGAAGACGCCACUCUUCCACAUUGUGCGCGUGAACGGCGUGCUCGAUCGCGAGGAGAUUGGCCAGUACAACCUGACGGUGGUGGCCAUGGACAAGGGCACCCCAGCACGCACCACGACAGCGCAUCUGAUCAUUGACGUGAACGAUGUGAAUGACCACGAGCCGGUGUUCGAGAAGUCCGAGUAUUCGGCGGUGCUCAGCGAACUGGCGCCCACGGGCAGCUAUGUGGCAUCCAUAACCGCCACGGAUGAGGACACGGGCGUCAAUGCGCAGGUCCACUAUGAGAUUCUCUCGGGCAACGAGCUCAAGUGGUUCUCGAUUGACCCCGCCACGGGUCUGAUUGCCACUGCUGGAGCGUUGGACCGCGAGAUCAAGGACAGCGUGGAGCUGAGCAUCUCAGCGCGCGAUGGCGGACCCAAUCCAAAGUUUGCCUACACACAGCUGAAGGUGACCGUGCUGGAUGAGAACGAUGAGGCACCGCAGUUCGGGCAGCGGCAGCUGAACGUGAGCCUCAGCGAGGAUGUGCCAGCGCAGAGCCUCGUCUCCAUGCUGACUGCCACCGAUCACGACCAGGGCACGAAUGGCUCUGUGGCAUUCUCGCUGGCGCCCAGCGUGGAGCGUCUCUAUCCGCAGCAGUUCGCCAUUGACUCCAUAACGGGCCAAUUAACGACGCGCAAGGCGCUCGAUCGUGAGACAAUGGCGAAUUAUGAAAUUUUUGUGAUCGCUCGCGAUCAGGGUGCACCCACACCACAGUCGGCCACGGCCACAGUCUACUUGAGCGUGGCAGAUAUCAACGAUAACGAUCCCGAGUUUUAUCCCAAGCAUUACAUCUACACGUUCAGCGAUGUGGACAAUCAUGGCCAGGGACAGGGCCAGGGCCAAGCGAAGGGUCAGGAGAAUGGGCAGGAACGAACGCUGCUGCAUGUCACGGCCACAGAUCGGGACGAGGGCGAUAAUGCCUUAAUUACGUACAACCUGGAGUCAGGUGGAGAGGGCGUGUUCCAUGUGGAUGCCCAUUCUGGCGCUGUGCUGCUGCGCGGCGACAUGCUACGCACCGCCACAAAGCCACACUACAAGCUGCUGGUCUCUGCGCGAGACUCCGGCCAGCGACGUAGCGCACAGAACGCUGUGGUGGACAUUGUCACUGAGACAUUGACAACGACACAGCUGGAGUGUGGCAGCCAGGGCGCCUAUGAGUUCCACCUUACCGAGGAUCACGAGCAGCAGCAGGCGCGCCUCGGCCGCGAGGUGGGACUUGUGCAGGUUAAGGUUAAGGGGCAGGUCGCUGCUGCUGCUGCUGCUGCCAUUGAGUACGUCAUUAUCCAUGGCGACAGAGCGGGCAACUUCGCCAUCGAUGCCCACUCGGGCCGCAUCACCACCGCUCGCCCCAUCGAUCGCGAGGAGCAGUCACACUAUCGGCUGGUUAUCUUGGCAUCCAGCUCGAGCUCCAGCUCAGCCACUGGCAUUGUAUAUGGCAAGUGCAAUGUCAACAUUGCGAUCAUCGAUCUGAACGAUAAUGCGCCCAGCUUUGCCCUCGAUCGUGAUGCAGAGCCAACGAUUUCGCUGCCAGAGAACGCUGCCGUGGGGCAGGAGAUUUACUUGUCGCGAGUGCGCGAUCGCGACGCGGGCAUCAACAGUCGCGUCAGCUACAAUCUCACCCACAAUCCCGAGCAGCAGUUCCGCAUUGGACCAGUCACAGGAGUGCUCUAUCUGCAGCGUCCGGUUCGCGCGGAUCCUGGCUCCAUUUUGAGAGUGGAGCUAAUGGCCACGGAUGCGGGCAGUCCGCCGCUGUCCAACAGGCUCAGUCUGCUGGUGCACAUUGCCGAUGUGAACGAUCACACGCCCGUCUUCGAUCACACCUCGUACGAGACUUCGCUGCUGGAGACGACCAAGGUGAACACUCGCUUCUUUGCCCUGGCCGCCACUGACAUUGAUCUGGAGGAGAACGGGCGCAUUUCGUACGAGAUCAUUGAGGGGAAUGCGGAUCGCAUGUUUGGCGUCUUCCCCGAUGGUUAUCUGUUCGUGCGCGCACCACUGGACCGGGAGGAGCGCGACUAUUACGCUCUGACAGUGUCCUGCCAGGAUGCGGGCAAUCCCUCACGCUCCUCCGUUGUGCCCGUGGUCAUCCAUGUCAUCGACGAGAAUGACAAUGCGCCGCAGUUCACCAACAGCACUUUUACCUUCAGCAUUCCGGAGAAUGCGCCCGCGGACACGUUUGUGGGCAAACUGCUGGCUGUGGACCGGGACAUUGGCCGCAAUGCUGAGCUCAGCUUUACGUUGUCCAGCCAGACACAGGAUUUUACGAUAGACACGCGCAAUGGCUUCAUCAAGACGCUGCGACCCUUCGAUCGGGAGGCGCUGGUGAAGGAGAACCGCAACACGGAGAGCGGCGGCAGCGAGGAGGAGCGCAGUGCCAGCCAGCGAGGAGGAUUCGGCAAUUAUAUGAUGCUGGAGGCCAUGGUCUCGGACAACGGCAGUCCGCGGCUGCACGACAAAGUCAAGGUGAAGGUGAUUGUCACGGAUGUCAAUGACAAUGCGCCGGAAUUCCUGCGUGCCCCGUACCAUGUAACCCUCUCCGAGGGCGCCUCCGAGGGCACGCACAUCAUGCACGUGUUCACGCAGGAUGCGGAUGAGGGCCUCAAUGGCGAUGUGUACUACAGCCUGGCCAGGGGCAACGAAGCGGGACUGUUCACCCUAGACAGUGCCACGGGACAGCUGACGCUGGCCAGAAGGCUGGACCGCGAGUCCCAGGAGGUGCACCAACUGAUUGUCGUGGCCCGCGAUGCAGCGCUGAAGCAGCCGCUCAGCUCGAAUGCCAGCAUCAGCAUUGUGGUGCUGGACGAGAAUGACAACGCCCCGGAGUUUACCCAAUCGAGCAGCGAGGUGUCCGUGCUGGAGACGAGUCCGAGUGGCACGGAAUUGAUGCGCUUCAGGGCCAGCGAUGCGGAUCAGGGUGUCAACAGUCAGGUGGUGUUCAGCAUUUCCGCGGGCAACCGGCGGGACACCUUCCAUAUUGACAGCAUGAGCGGCAGCCUAUAUCUGCACAAGGCGCUGGACUAUGAGGACAUCACCAGCUACACGUUGAACAUCACAGCCUCCGACUGCGGCACUCCGUCGCUCUCCACGACCGUGCUCUACAACGUGGUGGUUGUGGAUGACAACGACAAUCCGCCCAUCUUCCCCAGCACGGCGAUUGUGCGGCAAAUCAAGGAGGGCAUUGCCCUCAAGACUCCGAUUGUUACGGUUACCGCGGAUGAUCCGGACUCAGGGCUAAAUGGCAAAGUGAGUUAUGCCAUCAGCAGGCAGGAGCCGGAGCUGCCCGGCGGACGGCACUUUGGCAUCAACACGGAGACUGGAGUUAUUCACACACUGCGGGAGAUUGAUCGAGAGACCAUCGACACGUUCCGGCUGACUGUGGUGGCCACCGAUCGCGCACAGCCCUCGAGCAGGCAGCUCUCCACGGAGAAGCUGGUGACGGUGAUUGUCGAGGACAUCAACGACAAUGCGCCCAUCUUUGUGUCCAUGAAUGCGGCCAUUCUGCCAGCGAAGCUGCAGGCCAACAGGGAGCAGCCCGUCAUACAAGUGCAAGCAAGGGAUGCUGACUCCUCGAGCAAUGGUUUGGUCACAUACGAGAUUGUCAGCGGCCCGCAGGAGCUCUUUCGAUUGCAGCGCAACACGGGGAUUAUCACAUUCAGCCCUGGAGCGCACUACAAGCCGGAGAUUCGGCAUCAGCUCACGCUCAAAGCCACCGAUGAGGCGGUGCAGAGCGAGCGCAGGAGCAGCGAGGUGUACAUAACGAUCAUCACUCCAGGCAGCGAUCUGUCCGUGCCGCUUUUCGAGCAACCCAACGCGUUGUCCGGCUCUGUCUAUGAGAACGAACCAAUCGGCACGAGCAUCCUCACGGUGAGCGCUCAUCUGCAGGGCGCCGAAAUCGAAUACUUUGUGACGAAUGUGACUGCAAAUGGGAACAAAGCCCAACCCGUGCAAGUGGAUCGUCUGUUUGACAUCGAUGCAAAGCUUGGAAUACUCUCAACGGCAGCCGAACUGGACCGCGAGGCCGGGCCGGACAGCUACGAGGUGGAGGUCUAUGCCAUCGCUUUGGGCGGACAGCCGCGCACAGCGCACACAAAGGUCAAAGUAACAGUUCUCGAUAAGAACGACAGUCCCCCGCAGUUCCUGGAUGCCCCAUUCGUUUAUAAUGUCAGCGAGGAGCUGGAGAUUGGACACACAAUUGCAACGAUACGCGCCCACGAUCCCGAUACACUGGGCACUGUCACAUUCAUGCUGAUUAACGGCCAUGAUGGAAAGUUCCAGCUGGAUGCAACGACGGGCCGACUGGCACUGAACGACACUCUGGAUAGGGAAACGAAGAGCAAGUAUGACGUACGCGUGAGAGUCUCCGAUGGGGUACAGUACACGGAGACGUACAUAGUCAUUGAGGUGAGCGACACCAAUGACAAUCCACCGCUGUUUGAGGAGUCCGUGUACUCCUUUGACAUACCGGAGAACGCGCCCAGAGGCUAUCAGGUGGGUCAGGUGGUGGCCAGAGAUGCGGAUCUCGGCCCGAAUGCGCAGCUCUCCUACGGCGUCGUCUCCGACUGGGCCAAUGAUGUAUUUAGCUUGAAUCCACAAACGGGAAUGCUUACCCUGACAGCACGCUUGGACUACGAGGAGGUGCAGCAUUACAUUCUGAUUGUGCAAGCGCAGGACAGUGGGCAGCCCAGUCUGUCCACCACCAUCACAGUGUACUGCAACGUGCUGGACCUAAACGACAAUGCGCCGCUCUUCGAUCCCAUGAGCUACUCCAGCGAAGUGUUUGAAAAUGUGCCCACGGGGAUGGAGGUGGUCACUGUCUCCGCCAAGGACAUUGACUCGGGCAACAAUGGACUCAUUGAGUACAUCAUCACGGCAGGCGAUGCCGACGAGGAGUUUGGCAUCGAUAGCAAUGGCACCAUACGCACGCGUCGCCAGCUGGAUCGGGAGCGUCGGUCCUCGUACACUUUGACGGUCACCGCGCGCGAUUGUGCAGAUGAAAUUGCCACGUUCAGUGAGCUGGAGGAGACGCAACUGAAGCUUAAGUAUCGCUCACCGCGGCGCUACCAGCAGACGCAGCAGCAGCAACAGUUUUUGGCGCAUCAGAAGCAGCAGCGACUCUCAUCGACGGUGAAGGUAACGAUUCUCAUCAAAGAUGUCAACGAUGAAGUGCCCGUUUUUGUUUCCGCAAAUGAAACGUCGAUCAUGGAGAAUGUGGCCAUCAACACGGUCGUUAUCGCUGUGAAGGCUGUCGAUAACGACGAGGGCCGCAACGGCUACAUCGAUUAUCUGCUUGAGGAGGCAGCAACAGGCGGCGACGACAACGAGCCGCUUCCCUUUUCCCUCAAUCCCACCGACGGCCUCGUGCGCGUUGUGGAUGCCCUGGACCGAGAGCUGCGAGCCAGCUACGUGCUGAACAUCACGGCACGCGACAGAGGGGAGCCGCCGCAGGAAACUGCCACCCAGCUGCUGGUGCGCAUACUCGACGAGAACGACAACAGCCCCGUGUUCGAUCCGAAGCAGUACUCAGCCUCGGUGGCGGAGAACGCCAGCAUUGGGGCCAUGGUGCUGCAAGUGUCUGCCACGGAUGUGGAUGAGGGCGCCAACGGCCGGAUACGCUACUCCAUUAUGACGGGCGAUCAGAACCAGGAUUUCAGCAUCAGCGAGGACACGGGCGUGGUGCGGGUGGCCAAGAACCUGAACUACGAGCGCAAGGCACGCUACACGCUCACCGUGCGCGCCGAGGACUGUGCCGUGGAGAACAGCGCCAGCGACACGGCGGAGCUGACCAUUGCCAUACUCGACAUCAACGACAAUCGGCCCACGUUCCUCGAUUCGCCGUAUCUGGCGCGUGUCAUGGAGAACACGGUGCCGCCCAACGAUGGCUAUGUGCUCACGGUGAACGCUUACGACGCGGACACGCCGCCACUCAACUCGCAGGUGCGCUACUUCCUCAAGGAGGGCGACACGGAUCUGUUCCGCAUCAACGCCUCGACGGGCGCCAUUGCACUGCUGAAGCCACUCGAUCGGGAGCUGCAGAGCGAAUAUAUUCUGACACUUGUGGCCAUGGACACGGGCUCGCCGCCGCUCACAGGCACUGGCAUUGUGCGCGUGGAGGUGCAGGACAUCAACGACAAUGGGCCAGUGUUCGAGCUGCAGUCGUAUCACGCCAGCAUUCAGGAGAAUCUGCCCAUUGGCACGCUGGUGCUGCAGCCCACAGCCACGGACAAGGAUGCGGGACUGAAUGCCAAGCUGCGCUUCAAUCUGCUGGGCGAGCACAUGUCCAGGUUUCACAUAGACACGGAAACGGGCGAGAUUACCACAGCCACGGUGCUGGAUCGCGAGGAGACAGCCGUGUACCGACUGACGCUUAUGGCGCAGGACAGUUCCAUCACCGAGCCGCGUGCCUCAUCCGUAAAUCUCACCAUUACAGUGGGCGAUGUGAACGACAAUGAGCCGACGUUUGAGUCCGGCAGCUACAGCACUGCGGUGCCUGACAGGAUAGCCGCGGGGGAGUUUGUUUUUGGCGCCAGAGCUGUGGACCUGGACGAAGGCGACAAUGCUGUGAUUCACUACAGCAUCAGUGGCAGGGAUAAGGAGUACUUUGAAGUUAACACCAAGACAGGAGCAAUAAGCACCAGGAUAGAGCUCAAAACUGCGAAGAAACCCCCCGGCGAGACGAGCUUCAGCAUCGUCAUGCACGCCACGGACCAAGGACAAACGCCGCAGAGCUCCACCGCUGACCUGUCGGUGAUGCUGCGUCCCGCGGAGCUCUUUCCCACUUACGCGUACAUGGCCAACACACGCUUCACGCUGCCCGAGGAUGUGCAGCCGGGCAAGAUUGUGACCAGAGUGGCAGCCACCUCCCCGAAGAAGGGCUCCGCGGGCAACGUGCGCUAUGGCAUAGCGGGUGGCAACAUGGGCGAUGCUCUCCGCAUCGAUGCCAGCAGCGGGGCACUCAGCGUGGGCCACGACGGCCUCGACUAUGAGCUGACGCACGUGUACGAGAUCUGGGUGGAGGCGGCGGAUGGGGAUAGGCCCAGCCUGCGCAGCGUCAUGCUGGUGACCAUCAACGUCACGGACGCCAACGACAAUGCACCGAUCAUGGAGCGGCUCAUCUACAACGCCGAGGUGCUCGAGGAGGAGUCCCCGCCGCAGCUAAUAGCAGUGGUCAAGGCCAGGGAUCGCGACUCGGGGGACAAUGGCGAAGUCAGCUAUCGGCUGAGCAACGACUACGAGGGCACCUUCGAGAUCACAGAUGGCGGAGAGAUUUUCACAACGAUGCGACUCGAUCGCGAGGAGCUGAGCGACUACUCGUUCGUCGUGGAGGCUGUGGAUCAGGGCGUGCCGCAGCUCACAGGCACCGCCAGCGUGCUGCUGCAUUUGCUCGACAAGAACGAUAAUCCACCGAAGUUUACGCGGCUUUUUUCGCUCAAUGUCACGGAAAACGCGGAGAUUGGCAGCUUUGUCAUUCGCGUAACCUCUUCGGACUUGGAUCUGGGACAAAAUGCCAAUGCCACGUAUUCGUUCAGCGCAAAUCCCGGGGAGAAGUUCAGGAUUGAGCCGCUCAGCGGCAACAUCACAGUGGCGGGACAUCUGGACCGUGAGCAGCAGGACGAAUACAUACUGAAAGUGGUCGCCUCGGAUGGCGCGUGGCGUGCGGAGACGCCCAUCACGAUCACCAUUCAAGAUCAGAACGAUAAUGCGCCCGAGUUUGAGCACAGCUUCUACAGCUUUAGCUUCCCGGAGCUGCUGCAUCCCGUGGCACUUGUGGGCCAGAUCAUAGCCACAGAUCGGGAUAAGCAGGGACCCAACUCUGUCAUCUCGUACUCGCUGCAGCAGCCAUCGCCCAUGUUCAGCAUUGAUCCAGCCACAGGUGAGAUCUUCAGCAAGAAGGUGAUUCAGUACAAACGAUCGCAGUACGUUCGAUCGCCGGAGAAUAUGUACGCCCUCACGAUCCUCGCCACAGAUAAUGGCAAGCCGCCGCUGUACUCCGAGUGCUUGGUCAACAUCAACAUUGUCGAUGCCAAGAACAAUCCACCCAAGUUCGAGCAGUCCGCUUACCUCUCGCCGCUGCCAGAGCACGCGCGUCCGGGGCAGCGCAUUGUGCGGGUGCAUGCCACAGACAAGCAGGACAUGGGCGCUGCCAACGAAAUGGAUUAUGCGCUGGUCAAUGGCAACCUGAGCGCGUUCUUCACCAUUGGCAAGCACGAUGGCUGGAUAUCGCUGGCCAAACCGCUGCUGAAUGUGCCCACUAACACGCGCUUCGAGCUCACAGUCAAGGCCAUCGAUCAUGGCGUGCCGCCGCAGUCGGACCAGACACGCGUUACAAUUGUGGUUACUGGCGAGAACCGCCACACGCCGGAGUUUACGGCGCGAAGUUACCAAGUGAUUGUGCCCGAGAACGAGCCCAUAGGAUCCACCAUACUGACAGUGGGCGCCACGGACGAGGAUGUGGGACCCAAUGGAAUGCUGCGCUAUGCCAUUUCGGGCGGCAACGAGCGACGCGACUUCAUGGUGGAUGAGCGCACGGGCGGCAUACUGAUACGCCAGCAGCUGGACUAUGACCUCGUGCAGGAGUAUCAUCUGAACAUAACAGUGCAGGAUUUGGGCUUCCAGCCGCUGUCAGCGGUGGCCAUGCUGACGAUUAUCCUCACGGAUGUGAACGACAAUCCGCCGCUGUUCAAUCAGUCGGAGUACCACGGCUACGUGGCGGAGAACAAGCCAGUGGGCACGUUCGUGUUCCAGGCACACGCCACCGACAAGGACUCGCCGAAGAAUGCCAUCGUGCACUACUCCUUCCUGCCCAGCGGCACGGAUCGCCACUUCUUUGCCAUGAGCUCCGGCAAUGGCACCAUCACGUCUGCGGUCAGCUUUGACUACGAGGAACGGCGCACCUACACGAUGCAGCUGAAGGCCAAGAACCCGGACUCGAGCAUGGAGAGCUAUGCCACGCUCUACGUGCACAUCCUGGGCGUCAACGAGUUCUAUCCGCAGUUCCUGCAGCCCGUGUUCCACUUUGAUGUGUCCGAGACCUCGGCCGUGGGCACCAUUGUGGGCGCCGUGCAGGCCACGGACAAGGACAGCGGCGAGGAUGGUCGCGUCUACUAUCUGCUGGUGGGUUCCAGCAACGACAAAGGCUUCGCCAUCAACACGCACACGGGCGUUAUACACGUGGCGCGGCAUCUCGAUCGGGAAACUCAGAAUAGAGUAGUGCUCACGGUCAUGGCUAAGAAUUACGGCAGCAUUCGGGGCAACGACACGGACGAGGCGCAGGUCAUCAUCUCCAUUCAGGAUGGCAACGAUCCGCCAGAGUUCCUCAAGCGCUACUACACGUCGGUGAUCUCGGAGGCAGCGCCCAUUGGCACCAAAGUCACCACAGUCCGUGCCGUGGACAAGGAUGUGCGGCCGCAGAAUAAUCAAUUCAGUUACUCCAUCAUCAAUGGCAACCUGAAGCAGGGCUUCAAGAUCGAUGUGCAGAGCGGAGAGAUCAGCACAGCGGCGCGGCUGGAUCGCGAGGACAUUGCCCACUACAGCCUCGUGAUUGGAGCCAUUGACACCGGGCUGCCGCCACAAACGGGAAGCGCCACAGUGCGCAUAGACCUCGAUGAUGUCAACGACAAUGGUCCGAUGUUCGCGCCCGAGGGACUGCUGGGUUAUGUGUCCGAGAACGAACCCGCGGGCACAUCGAUCAUGACACUGUCGGCCACCGAUCCGGAUCUGCCGCGCAAUGGCGGACCCUUCAGCUAUCAGCUGGUGGCCGGCAAGCACAAGUCCUGGCUGAGUGUGGACAAGGUCUCAGGUCUGGUCAAGUCCACGGCCAGCUUUGAUCGCGAGAUAACGCCCACAUUGGAGGCGAUAAUUGAGGUGGAGGACAGCGGCAAGCCGAAGCAAAGGGCGCAGCACACGCUGACCAUUACGGUGCUCGAUCAGAACGAUAAUCCCUCAACGCCGCGGAAUCUGCACGUGACAGUCAGCAUCUUCAAUGGAGAUCUGCCUGCGCAUGUCAAACUGGCGGAUAUUCAUCCGAAUGACAUUGACAUUGUGGGCGACUAUCGCUGCCGCUUGCAGAGCCAGCCGCAGGCACAGCAUCAGCUGCAGCUGGCCAUACCCCGAGGCUGUGAUUUGUACACCACGGCGCACACCACGCCCACUGCUUACGCCUACAGCUACACGGGCAACGAUGGCAAGCACAGCGAUGUUACCUCUAAGCUGACUGUUGACUUUCAGGCGUUCAACAACGAGACACUUGCCCACACGGUGUCCGUGCUGGUGCGCAACAUGACAGCCGGACAGUUCCUGGCGCAGCAUUAUCGCCCUGUGGUGGACAUGCUCAAGUCCCGCUUGGCCAGCGACGAUGAACUCUUCCUGUACAGCCUCUUGGGCAAUGGCAGUGGCAACGCCAGCAGUCUGGAGGUGCUGUUAGCUGUGCGCUCCGCCAAGCGCAGCUACCAGCAGCCGCGUCAUGUCAUUGAGCGGCUCAGGGAGAAGCGUGCCGCUCUCUCGGAGCUGCUGCAAAAGGAGGUCGUCAUUGGCUACGAGCCCUGCAGCGAGCCCGAGGUGUGCGAGAAUGGCGGCGUUUGCAGUGCCACCAUCCGACUGCUGGACACACACAGCUUUGGCAUCGUGGACAGUCCCACGCUGGUGCUGAGUGGGCCGCGCAUUGUGCACGACUACAGCUGCCAGUGCACGAAUGGAUUCUCGGGAGAGCAGUGCAACCGCAGGCAGGAUCCCUGCCUGCCCAAUCCCUGCCAGCUGCAGGCACAGUGCCGGCGCAUUGGCAACGACUUUCAGUGCGUUUGUCCGGCGAAUCGCGACGGCAAGCAGUGCCAGCGGGAGCGCAGCGACGUGUGCUGGAGCAAGCCCUGCCGCAAUGGAGGCAGCUGCCAACGCAGCUCCGAUGGUUCCUCCUACUUUUGCCUGUGUCGGCCGGGAUUCCGCGGCAAUCAGUGCGAGAGCGUGUCAGACUCGUGUCGACCCAAUCCCUGUCUGCAUGGCGGUUUGUGUGUCAACCUGAAGCCGGGCUACAAGUGCAGCUGCACCGCCGGACGCUACGGACGCCACUGCGAGCGCUUCAGCUACGGCUUCGAGCCGCUCUCCUACAUGACCUUCCCCGCGCUGGAUGUGACCACCAAUGACAUUUCCAUUGUGUUUGCCACCACGAAACCCAACUCCUUGCUGCUCUACAACUACGGCAUGCACAGUGGCGGCCGCUCGGACUUCCUGGCCAUUGAGCUGGUGCACGGCCAGGCCUACUUCUCAUCGGGUGGCGCACGCACAGCCAUCAGCACCGUGGUGGCAGGCCGCAAUCUAGCCGAUGGCAGCUGGCACAAGGUUACGGCUACACGGAAUGGACGUGUCAUGUCUCUCAGCGUCGCCAAGUGCGCGGACUCUGGGGAUGUGUGUGCCGAGUGCACGCCCGGGGACUCCAGUUGCUAUGCGGAUGAAGUGGGUCCCGUGGGCACACUCAACUUUAACAAGCAACCGCUGCUGAUUGGCGGCUUGGCCUCCGCGGAUCCCAUACUGGAGCGGCCUGGCCAGGUGCACAGCGAUGAUCUUGUGGGCUGCCUGCACAGCGUGCACAUCGCGGGACGCGCUCUAAACCUGAGCACACCCCUCAGGCAGCGCGGCAUUCUGCCUGGCUGCAAUCGCCAGGCCUGUCAGCCUUCCCUGGCAGCCGAGCGCUGUGGUGGCUACGCCGGGCAGUGCAUUGACCGCUGGUCCAGCUCGUUGUGCCAGUGCGGCGGGCAGCUGCACUCACCCGACUGCUCGGAUUCCCUGGAGCCAGUGACGCUGAGUGGUGGAGCCUACCUGGAGUUUCGCAUCUCCGAGCUGCAUCGUCGCAUGCAGCUGCUGGAUAAUUUGUACAACAGCAAGGACGCCUGGUCGGACAGCAGCACACGGGAGAGACGACAGAUUGCGAGGCAGAACAUUAGCAGCGUGCCAGCAGCAGCAUCGCAGAUCUAUGAAGCUCCCAAGGUGCUGAGUCUGCUCUUCCGCACGUACAAAGCCCAAGGAUUGCUGCUCUAUUCGGCCACCAAUCAAAUGUUCACUUCGCUCUCGCUGAAGGAGGGCAAACUCGUCUACUACUCCAGGCAGCAGCUGACCAUCAACAUGACGGUGCAGGAGCCAGCGACGCUGCACGAUGGUCGCUGGCACAAUGUCAGUCUGCACAGCGAGAGUCGCAGCCUGCAGCUGUUCAUUGACGGGCGCCAGGUGGGCGAUGAGCUGGACAUUGCGGGCGUGCACGACUUUCUGGAUCCAUACCUGACCACACUCACGGUGGGUGGCGCGCCCAGCGGACACGGCAUGGAGGAAGUGUUCGUUGGCUGCGUGGCAAACUUCACCAUCAACCACGAGCUGCAGCCGCUGAACGGCUCUGGCAGCAUAUUCCCCGAGGUGCGGCAUCACGGCAAGGUGGAGCUCGGCUGCAGCGGGGACAUUGGCGUGGAUGCGGCCCAAGUAGCGGAUCCGCUGAGCAUCGGCAUUACUUUGGUCAUCGUGUUCUUUGUCAUUCUGGUGGUGGCCAUUCUCGGGUCGUAUGUCAUCUACAGAUUCCGUGGCAAACAGGAGAAGAUCGGCAGCCUCAGCUGCGGCGUGCCUGGAUUUAAAAUCAAACAUCCUGGAGGAGUGCUGGGCGGGCCACCUGUGCCUCAAGUGGAUCACGUGCUGGCACGUGGCCUGCACCCCAACGAAGCGCCAGCGCCACCGGUGGGCGCCAACGAGCACUUGCGUCCACCCACGCACCAUCUCGUGGGACCGGAGCUGCUGACCAAGAAGUUCAAGGAGCGCAGCGAGCUGACACCAACGGCGGAGCUGCCACAGCCACAGCAGCGGCCCCAGCGGCCGGACAUCAUAGAACGCGAAGUCGUGGGCAAGAGUCCGCUGAUCAGGGAGGAGCAUCAUUUGUCCAUGCCGCCGCCGAAUGCCAUGCAUCCGCUCGAUCACGGCAGCUCUGUGGACAUGGGCUCCGAGUACCCCGAGCACUACGACCUGGAGAAUGCCAGCUCCAUCGCUCCCUCGGACAUUGACAUUGUGUACCACUACAAGGGCUACCGCGAGGCGGGUGGCAUGCGCAAGUACAAGGCCACCUCCCCGCCCGUGGCAGCCUACACGCACCACAAGCACCAGAGUGCCGCCAGCCAGCAGCAGCAUCGCCACUCGCCCCGCGUGGCGCCGUUUGUGUCUCGAAACCAAGGCGGACAGCCGCCGCCGCCGAACAGCGCCUCGCGCACCCAUCAGAGCACACCGCUGGCGCGGCUCUCGCCCAGCUCGGAGCUGAGCUCCCAGCAGCCGCGCAUCCUCACGCUGCACGACAUAUCGGGCAAGCCGCUGCAGAGCGCGCUGCUGGCCACCACCUCCAGCUCCGGCGGUGUGGGCAAGGACGCCCUGCACUCGAACAGCGAGCGCAGCCUGAACAGCCCCGUGAUGUCGCAGCUCUCGGGGCAGAGCUCCAGUGCCAGCAGGCAGAAGCCCGGCGUGCCGCAGCAGGCACCGCCACAGACCUCCAUGGGUCUGACGGCCGAGGAGAUUGAACGCCUCAAUGCCCGGCCGAGAACCUGCAGCCUCGUCUCCACCCUCGAUGCUGUGUCCUCGAGCAGCGAGGCGCCGCGCGUGCCCAGCAGCGCCCUGCACAUGUCCCUGGGCGGCGGCAUGCACAACACGGACGUGGAUGCCCACAGCUCAACGUCGACGGAUGAGAGCGGCAACGACAGCUUCACCUGCUCCGAGAUCGAGUACGACAACAACAGCUUGAGCGGCGAUGGCAAGUACUCCACCAGCAAGAGCCUGUUGGAUGGUCGCAGUCCCGUCGCUCGAGCGCUCAGCGGUGAGCCCAGCCGGAAUCCGAGUGUCGUCAAGACUCCACCCAUACCCCCACACCCAUACGAUGGCUUCGAGUCCUCGUUUCGCGGCUCGCUCAGCACUCUCGUCGCGAGUGACGAUGACAUUGCCAACCAUCUGAGCGGUAUUUAUCGUAAAGCGAAUGGCGCCGCCUCCCCCUCAGCCACCACACUGGGCUGGGAGUAUUUACUCAACUGGGGGCCAAGCUAUGAGAAUCUGAUGGGCGUGUUCAAGGACAUAGCAGAGCUGCCGGAUACGACAGGCACGCAGCAGCAGCAGCAGAAUCAACAGCAGCAGCAGCCACAACAGCAGCAGCCACAGUCCGUGUCCACGCUGCGGAUGCCCUCGAAUGGACAGGCAGCACCAGAGGAGUACGUUUAGAGCGGCAGACAAAUAUUCGUAUUUAUAUUUAUGUGUAAAUUGUGUGUAAAAUUGCCCAGCCCCAAACCCAAACCCAAACCCACCCAAUCCCUCCAUCCUCUAAGUAGGUGUUAAAAAAGUAUUGCCAUUCCAUUUCGCAAUUUAUUGUACAACGAAAAAACGAACGCAGAUAAAUAGUUUGUAGUUGCAUAGAUCUAAUGCCUAAUCUAAUAAUAGUUUAGACUUUAGUUGCUAUUUGAAACGCCUUGUAUCAAGGCCAAAACAUCCUAAGUAAAUUUCCAUUAGGGUUUGACAAAUGGACAAAUGUAUUGACUGAUCUAUCCAUGUAUUUAUGAGCAAAUUGGAUCACUUUUAUGGAUAACACUUUCCCCACUCGUGUGUA
This is a messenger RNA of Drosophila subobscura, 16081 nucleotides long. It is a transcript of the gene ft, whose product is annotated as cadherin-related tumor suppressor. The coding region runs from base 76 to 15699 and encodes 5207 amino acids. Gene Ontology annotation, molecular function: cadherin binding; calcium ion binding. The transcript is spliced from 7 exons. NCBI's taxonomy places the organism in Eukaryota, Metazoa, Arthropoda, Insecta, Diptera, Drosophilidae. The record is from RefSeq and is a predicted model, not a curated record. Gene Ontology annotation, cellular component: plasma membrane; catenin complex. Gene Ontology annotation, biological process: homophilic cell-cell adhesion.